Messenger RNA from Clunio marinus, 273 nucleotides. NCBI's taxonomy places the organism in Eukaryota, Metazoa, Arthropoda, Insecta, Diptera, Chironomidae. The record is from the annotation of a GenBank genome assembly.
AUGCCCCCAACAUUAUGUUGUUUCUUUCAGCAGGCAACAAUAAAAACUCAACUUGAAGACGGCGUUCGUUUCCCUGCUUCAGCCACAGCUUCAUUGAAUGAAUGGAAAGAGAAGAGAAAACAUUCUUACAAAGAUUCGCGAUGCAACAGCUUAAGGGACACGUCUAGAAAACGAAGAUAUCAUAUUGAAAUUCUGGCAAAAGCUUAUCAGCAAAAGGUGGGAAGAAGGGAAAGAGUUGCGAAUGAAAGGAGAACAAGAAAAGAACAUAACUAA